This is a messenger RNA of Paramuricea clavata, 417 nucleotides long. NCBI's taxonomy places the organism in Eukaryota, Metazoa, Cnidaria, Anthozoa, Malacalcyonacea, Plexauridae. The record is from the annotation of a GenBank genome assembly.
AUGGACCAAGGUCUUUUGACUGGGUCUGUAUUUAUAGACCUUCGCAAGGCAUUUGAUACCAUUGAUCAGUCUGUGUUAUUGAAUAAAUUAACGAAAUAUCGAAUAAACGACCUUGAACUUAAAUGGUUUAACAACUACCUAUUACAACGAUCACAGGUAGUUUGGUUGGGAAAUGUUCUUUCAGAACAGUGUCAGGUAUUAUCUGGUGUUCUUCAGGGAUCUAUUUUAGGCCCCUUGCUGUUUGUUAUAUUUGUGAAUGAUCUUCCAUCCGUUUUUUCGAAAUGUCAAGUUCUCAUGUACGCAGACGACACUGUGAUUUACUACGCAUCAAAAACUGUUCCUGAAAUCGAACAGAUCCUAACCAAUGAAUUUGCCUGUCUGUGUCAGUGGCUCUUGGAUAACAAUCUUUUCCUGAAU